UCCAGCAGCUCUUUUUAUUUUGAUCUCUUUUAUAUCUCGACUGUUUUCCCACUUUUCUUUUCUCGUCCUCCCCAACUUCAAUUCCUAGUCUCUUCUUAGCCACCUCUAGCGUUAGACAGCUAGCUUACCUAGUAGAUCUCACGUCGACCUAUCUCCGUUCCAAGAAAAGAAAAUUUCCACCCGCUCCAAGCCAGACGACACCAUACUAUUCCAGAAUUCGUGCGAUCCUCCAAGAGCCAGCCAAGAUGCCCAAAAUCACCACCCUUCUCUUCGAUUGCGACAACACCCUCGUGCUCUCCGAGGAGCUCGCCUUCGAGGCCUGCGCCGAGCUGAUCAACGAGAUCUGCGCCUCUCACAAUGUCGAACAGCGCUUCACCGGCGAGACUCUCAUCAAGGAGUUCGUUGGCCAGAACUUCCGCGGCAUGUUGCUCGGACUCCAGAAACUUAACAACUUCGAAUUGACCUCGGAAGAGUUGGAGACCUAUGUCCGCCGCGAGGAGGAUGCCGUCAUCGCUAAGCUCAAGGCCGCCCUGAAGCCCUGCCCCGGCGUUGACGCCCAGCUCGAGUCCCUCCAGGCCGCCGGCAAGUACAAGCUCGCCGUCGUCAGCUCCUCCGCGAAGCGCCGCGUCUGGGCUUCCGUCGUCAAGGUCGGCCAGGACCGCUUCUUCCCCGAGGACGACAUCUUCUCCGCCGCCACCUCUCUGCCCGUCCCGACCUCCAAGCCCGACCCCGCCAUCUACACCUACGCCCUCGAGAAGCUCGGAAAGAAGGCUGACGAGGCCGUUGCCAUCGAAGACUCCAAGAGCGGUACCCUCAGCGGCACGCGUGCCGGCAUCAAGGUUAUUGGUUACAUUGGUCCUUACGCGGAGGACCGUCAGCCCGAGAUGGAGAAGGUUAUCCGCGACGCCGGCGCCGUUGUCAUCAUGAAGGAUUGGAGCGAGUUCCCUGAUGCGCUCGCCAAGAUCGAGAGCGGGGCCGCUUGACUAGCCGACCAAGGUCGCAACAAACCCUCACCUUCUCUAUGAAGUAGGUUCAGGUCUGCCAAUCGAACGCCAGAGAGGUAGAUUCCAGUGUGGGAAAGAUGGGAAAGGGGAGUAGAAACAGCAUCGGUGGCAUGUGCAAGCACACAUAGAUAAAACUAGAAGAGCCUGCUUCACUGGGCACAGCCGAUGAGGCCCAUAAACCCAUUCAUCAACAGCUUCAUCUCCUUUUUUUUUCAACACCCCCUGUCCUCCUCUAUCUAUAGUCCAUCAAGAAACUAUUCACGCUCUGCAGCGAUGCCCGCCCGGGAUUUGCUUCGGGAUAUGCCGUCAUGAUGCGUCCUAACCUG
Molecule: messenger RNA, 1330 nt
Organism: Sodiomyces alkalinus F11
Lineage: Eukaryota; Fungi; Ascomycota; Sordariomycetes; Glomerellales; Plectosphaerellaceae
Product: HAD-superfamily hydrolase
Exons: 3
Coding region: 246-983 (245 amino acids)
Molecular function (GO): hydrolase activity
Source: RefSeq, a predicted model, not a curated record